Bombus terrestris (buff-tailed bumblebee) is the source of this 1299-nucleotide messenger RNA. RefSeq lists its product as uncharacterized. NCBI's taxonomy places the organism in Eukaryota, Metazoa, Arthropoda, Insecta, Hymenoptera, Apidae. The transcript is spliced from 3 exons. The record is from RefSeq and is a predicted model, not a curated record. Bases 280 to 1299 code for a protein of 339 amino acids.
UAUAAAAAUGUAUAUUAUUUGUCAUAUUUUUUAAAUGUCAUAGUUGUAUUGAAGCAUAAUUACUUAGCUCUAAUAAAUAAAAUAAAUAUUUUAUUUUUAAUUUUAUUUAUUUUAACACCGUACGAAAAUUAUUUAAAUAUAGUUACGAUGUAGGGAAUUUACAAAAGUACGAGUACACAUUCUUCUCUAUUAGUUUGAUAAUUUUUUCAACCGUUUGAAUUUGAAAGACUUUCCAAAACAAUCGUAGUAAUUUGUUAAGAGUUAUAAGAAGUUGACAAUAUGAAUAGUUCUGGCGAUUUAAGUCAGAUCUCUGAUAUUUCCCGAAUUUCUCGUUUGAAUUGUAGUCGAAUAUUUGGUAGAAUAGAUUCAUUGCAAAACUUAUUUGAACAACAAUGUAGUUUGAGUUACAAUACAAGCAGAAAUACUACAAAUCAAGAAUCUAACCAUUUAGAGAAAACUGUAAAAUGUCUUGCUUCAUGCGAAGAUAGCAUAGGAGAACAUGUAAAAAGCAAAAUAAUUUUAGAAUGUAUAAAAGAGACAUCAAUGAAUGUAAAAGAGACAUUGUCUGAUGAUGUUGUUUUCAAACUAAAAGGGUUACUUUCAAUUCAUGAGCUUAACAAAUACAUGCAUUUGCCAUCUACAUCAAAAAAUAUACAAGAGGAGUUAUGUAUUUUGGGAAUCACAGAUUUGCCAAAAUAUGAUCUUAGUUAUGAAGAAAUACUAGACAUUAAAUAUUGUGUGGAAACACUGCUACGAGAGAAGAUACAUGAAUUUAUAUUAAGAUAUGAACAAUUAGGAGGAAACCUGAAGGAAGCUCUAAGAUCAAUUGAUGGCAAUAUGCGUAAAAAAAUGUUUGAGCCUCAUGAAAUACAAAUAUUCCAGUGGAAAGAUAAAAUUGAAGAAUUAUGUGCUCAAUAUGAAGCAGAUAUUUUGAAAUGUAAGGCUUUGAUGAAUAAAUGGAAUACCUUAAAAUACAAAGAUGUAAGUAAACUUUAUUUGGAAAAAGCAGAACACAUAUUAUUGCAAGCGCAAGUUGCAGAAGUGCAAGCAAAGAUUACAAAGUUGUCAUGUAUUAUAAAAAUGUAUAAGGAGACUCCAAUAACGAUUGAUGCAUUUAGAACAUUAAAUGUAGCCAUAGAUAAGAAAUUAUUUGCAAUACUGAGUGAAAUUAAAGAGAAGGAAAACUUGAAAAAACAAUAUGAGAAGUUACAAAACACAGAAUAUAAUGAAAUCUUAAAAACUUAUCUACAUUUUUGCAAAGCUAUCGAAAAAAAAAAACAAAUAUUAGAAAAACUUUAA